This is a messenger RNA of Cavenderia fasciculata, 1038 nucleotides long. RefSeq lists its product as uncharacterized. Gene Ontology annotation, cellular component: Golgi apparatus. Gene Ontology annotation, biological process: protein secretion; Golgi organization. The transcript has 3 exons. The coding region runs from base 1 to 1038 and encodes 345 amino acids. The record is from RefSeq and is a predicted model, not a curated record. Lineage: Eukaryota; Evosea; Eumycetozoa; Acytosteliales; Cavenderiaceae.
AUGUGUAUAGUAUUUAUAUUAAACAACAAACCACUCUAUAAUAGUAGUAGUAGUAGUAGUCAACAUGAUAUAGACUGCGGUGGAAGUAGUAGUAGUGGUUCUAAUAGUCAUAACAAUGGUGGUAUACCAUUCAUCAUAUUAAAUAAUCGAGACGAGGUGUUUGCAAGACCUACACAACGUCUAAAUAAAUGGGUGUUGGGUGAUAAUAGUAGGAGUAGUGAUACUUCAGGUGGUGCAGGAAGUGCAGGUGAAGAUCAUGAUAACAAUAGUAGUAGUAGUAACAAUAACAAUAACAUCGAUAUAUACGCAGGAAGAGAUUUAAAGUUUGGAGGUACUUGGUUUGGUAUAAACAACUAUGGUUCAUUUGCCAUUCUAUUAAACUAUACUGUACCAAAGGAAUUAAUCAGUCCAGAUCUAAAGAGUAGAGGAUUAAUUAUACCAGAGUUUCUCAAACACCCAAGUUCAGAAUUAAAAGAUUACAUAGAGACAAUGCAAAAAGAAAAGCAUUUGUAUCCACCUUUAAACUUGGUCGUUGGUAAUGUAAAGACUGGUGAAAUCUAUUAUAUAUGUAAUUACAACAAAUCCGAUAAUAAUAAUAAUAUGAAUGAUACAACGACCGAAGCUAUUAUAUUGGGAGAUCAAGUUGUAACAGUAUCUAAUGGAAAUGUAAAUGAUAAAUGGCCAAAAAUGAAAGUUGGAGAAUUAUUAUUACAAGAAUAUUUUGAUAAUUUAAAUAAUAACCUUAACCCCAAUCAACAAGGGUACGAUAUUAAUAAUAUUCCAUUGGAUGGUUUAUGGAAUAUAUUAUCAAACAACCAAAAACCAGAUUUAAGCGAUAUACCCAAAGUAGGGUUGGAAGAGACUUUUGCCAAGCAAUGCUCAUCUGUAUUUGUCGAAGAAGCACCAAUCAAUGGUACCAACUAUGGAACACGAACAUCAUCUAUUUUAAUUGUUGAUAAUCAAUUUAAAGCAAGAUUCAUCGAAAAGGAUUAUGUUAAUCCUGGAAUCACUGAUAUUACUUUUCAACUUGACCAAUAA